This is a messenger RNA of Alternaria arborescens, 1881 nucleotides long. RefSeq names its product Mitochondrial Rho GTPase 1. The coding region runs from base 1 to 1881 and encodes 626 amino acids. Gene Ontology annotation, cellular component: mitochondrial outer membrane. Gene Ontology annotation, biological process: regulation of mitochondrion organization; small GTPase-mediated signal transduction; mitochondrion organization. NCBI's taxonomy places the organism in Eukaryota, Fungi, Ascomycota, Dothideomycetes, Pleosporales, Pleosporaceae. The transcript is spliced from 3 exons. The record is from RefSeq and is a predicted model, not a curated record. Gene Ontology annotation, molecular function: GTPase activity; GTP binding; calcium ion binding.
AUGGCGACCGUACGCAUCUGUCUUUGCGGCGACGAUGGCGUCGGCAAGAGCUCCAUCAUCACGUCUCUCGUCAAGGAUGUCUUCGUCACAGCCAAGAUCCAACCCGUCCUACCACAGGUCACCCUACCGCCCACGCUCGGAACGCCUGACAAUGUCACCACCACCAUCGUCGAUACUUCCGCCCUCCCCCACGAACGACACACUCUCCGUACAGAACUCCGAAAAUCCAACGUAAUCCUCCUUGUAUACUCGGACCAUUACAGCUAUGAGAGGGUUGCCUUGUUUUGGAUGCCCUACUUCCGCUCGCUGGGCGUCAACGUGCCAGUGGUGCUAUGCGCGAACAAAUCGGAUAUCGCUUCAAACGGCACGACGUCGCAAGUAGUGUCGGAGGAGAUGCUGCCAGUCAUGAACGAAUUCAAGGAAAUCGACUCCUGCAUACGGACGAGCGCCAAGGACCACCACAACAUCAACGAGGUCUUCUUCCUCUGCCAAAAGGCCGUCACCCACCCGAUAGCACCCCUGUACGACUCCAAAGAGAAUGUACUGAAGCCGGCGGCUAUCUCUGCAUUACAGCGCGUCUUCCAUCUAUGCGACACAGACAAGGACGGAUAUUGGAACGACCAGGAGAUACACGAUUUUCAGAUCAAAUGCUUCGAGAAGCCACUGGGCGACGAUGACCUGGCAAACAUAAAGAGGUCGAUGGAGCGGUUUGCUCCUGGUCUGACCGGCGAAUAUGGCAUGGACGAGAAGGGCUUCCUGCUGUUGAACAAAAUCUUUGCGGAGAAGGGUCGGCACGAAACCAUCUGGAUUAUACUGAGGAAGUUCCACUACACUGAUAGUCUCAGUCUCCAGGACACGUUCCUCCAUCCCAAGUUUGAUGUUCCUCAAUUCUCAUCGGCCGAGUUGAGCCCCGCUGGCUACCGCUUCUUUGUGGACCUAUUUUUGAAGUUCGAUAUGGAUAAUGACGGAGGACUCAAUGAUAGAGAGCUUGCCAAUCUAUUCGCACCCACCCCAGGCAUGCCAACAUCAUGGGUAGACUCUGCAUUCCCGUCGUGUACGGUGCGCAACGAAGCAGGGUACAUCACGCUACAAGGUUGGCUCGCGCAGUGGAGCAUGACUACUUUUGAAGAACCCAAAACGACUCUCGCGUACCUAGCAUAUCUCGGAUUUGAAAGCGGCGAACGUGGGGGGACGACCAGCGCACUUAAAGUGACCAAAGCGAGGAAACGAAGGAAGAAGCCUGGGCGAGUCGAACGUAACGUCUUCUUGUGUUACGUGCUUGGGUCGAGUGGGAGUGGAAAGAGCUCAUUGCUGUCUGCUUUCCUUCAACGACCGUUCAGCCACACGUACCAUCCCACUAUAAAACCGCGCUCAGCUGUCAAUAGCGUUGAACUCAAAGGCGGCAAACAAUGCUAUUUGAUUCUAGAGGAGCUCGGCGAACUCGAACCCGCGAUUCUAGAAAACCAAGCCAAGCUAGAUGCGUGUGAUUUGUUGUGCUACACAUACGAUUCGAGCGAUCCCACUAGCUUUGCGCAUAUCGUCGAGUUGCGGAAAAAGUAUCCUCACCUUGAUCAACUACCAGCGGUAUAUACAGCCCUGAAGGCAGAUCGGGACAAGACGAUGCAGCGGUGCGAGCAACAGCCCGACGAAUACACCAGCGCUCUGAGGAUGGCGCCGCCUCUACACGUCAGCACGACGUGGAACAGUAUCUCGGAGCUGUUCGUCCACCUAGCCGAAAGCGCUACCUAUCCAUCGACGGCUUUUCCCAAACAGGAAGAAGACGAAUAUGACUAUCUCAACCUUUACUUAGCGCUCGGUGCCGUUACCUGUGCAGUAGGUUGCGCCAUGUUCGUCUGGAGACGCAGCAGCGCGUCCUCCUGA